GCAGUAAGAGCUGGCUGGGACGGAGAAGGAAGUGAGGCUAGCGUUUCGGGUCUUGAGCCGUCUGCGAUUCUGGCAGGAGCCGGGCAGCUGCUUUUCGAAGGGCGGUGUUGGGAAGAAGUGCUGCCUACGGCGUUCCUCCGCUUUACCAACGGCCUGGUGACUAGUUGUUUAUUUGGAAGUUUGGUUUUCCCUGCCUAUAGCCACCAUGAGCCCAGCUGAUGCCAAGCGCUGUGGGACCAAGCGUCGGAAAAAUAAAAAAGGUGGUGGCCUUGGCCCAUCAAACCUAGCUGGAGUCUUCGAGGUCAAAUCUGUAGGACUAUCUUCUAAUAUUGCUCCCUCCUCUUUUUCAUCAUCAACCCCAUCUACUUCUACUGUUGCCUUCUUGCAGACCCCCAAUACCAACACAGCUUCUUCUAGCACUGAAAAUGGUCUUCUGGCAGUAGCUGCCACAGCUCCCAACUUGAUUCCUAAUGAAAGAAUGAAGAAGGCCGAGCUUCAGAAAAAGCGCUGUGGAGGAACAAUUAAUUCUAGACAAACUCGUAAAAGAAAUAUAGUUAGCAACACAGCUCCUGAAACAGCUUCACAAGAAACAAUUGAUCUUGAAGUUAACAGUUGUGAAGAAGUAGUUGAUCUGACUUGUGAAUCUUCAGAACCAAUAGUAGUUGAUCUGACACACAACGAUUCGGUUGUGAUUGUUGAAGAAAAUGUUUGUCAACAACAAAAUCAAGAAUUUAGAAAUCAACUCCCUGACAGCUGUAUAUUAAGCAGUGAUGAUGAUGAACCAAGAGAUGAAGUGAUUUUGACUAGCACCCUAACUAAAGAAUUGGAAUUAUUAGAGGAUGAUAUUCCAAGUUCACACCGUUCAGGUACUGUGAGUUGCCCAAUUUGCAUGGAUGGCUAUUCGGAGAUUAUUCAGAAUGGACGGCUUAUUGUUUCAACAAAAUGUGGUCAUGUCUUCUGUAGCCAGUGUCUUCGGGAUUCUCUAAGAAAUUCUAAUUCUUGCCCAACUUGUAGGAAGAAACUUGGCUACAAACAGUAUCAUCCAAUUUAUAUAUGAAAUUUAGAUACUUCUACAAAGAAUCUAUAAUGUACUCUUCUGAAUGCUUCAUAUACAUAUAUUUUCAGCAACAAUAGAAUAUUAUAAUUUCCCAGAUACAACAGUUAACAUGGAGACCAUGAUGGAGAUUCCUCAGUAUGUAAGCUUUUUUAAAAAAUUUGGUUAAUCACAUGAAGUUGGCUUUAUAGUCCACCAAAGUAUGUAGAUGUUUGAAGGACAGUUAGCUACAAUGGGUGCAAAAUGGUAUUGCCAUGCUGUUUUUGAAAAAAUGACACCUCUACAAGAUACAUUUUUUACUCCAGAUGACAGGAUGAAAAUCUGUUUUAAUUUGCCCAAGAUACUACUCAUGCUUACGAUAAUGUAAUUGGCCUGCAUUUUUCUUUUUGCAUUUCAUUUUCAAAAAAUUUGAACUUACAUAUGUUUCCUGAUGAUAUUCUACCUUUUCAUGAACUUCUGCAUUUCUAAGAAGACUAUAUUUUGUAGCCAAGGUGCACCACAUUUCUAACAUUAAAUGUUUAAAUAUUUCAUUUGGAGGCAUUUUUGGAAGACAGUAGUAGGACCAUAACUAGAAAAUGUUUGACUCUAAAGUAUAAUCAUAAAGAAAUAUUUUCUGUAUGCACCUAACUUAACAGAAGAAUAAAUUGAAACCUGCUUCAUCAUCUCAGAAUAAGGCAAAGAGAAACGUGAGUUCUGGCGUAAGAAGUUCAGAUAUUUGACAGAGUGAACAUAAUGAAAGCUGUCUUUCAGUAAAUACAUUUUCAUACUGGUGUAUUAAAGUCCUAAUGGUUCUUUCAAUUCUCUUUAUAUAGUCAUAAAGUGCAGACUGAACAUUUUUAAUCCCUAUACUAUCAUUAUUUCUUUCAUCUAAAUAGGUGCAUUUUGAAAAUACCAAGAAAGCCCUUAUUAGACUGGUUACCAUUAACAAAUAAUUAGAAUGGUACAGCAUGAAAAAUACAACAGUAAGUUUGCUGUUAAGAAUUUUAGUUUGGAGCUUCAUAUUUUUGCUAGAUGCUACACUGAUGAAAAUAGUAAAACUUGUAGUUUCUGCAUAGGCAGAAGGAAGUAAGUCACGCAGCUUGGAUAGACAAUUUAUGUUCUAUUAUCUAUAUUAUUGAUGUUUGAUUAUUGUGUAAUCAUGAAGGGUUUCUUAGCAGCUACCUUCUAAAUGAAUGUUAUAUUUACACAUUAUCACAACUACAAAACAGAAAAAAAUCACUGCAGUAUUAGGAGUUUCAAUAGACAAUUGAAUAUUUUUCCAUUUUUAAAUUUUAAGAAUGAUAUGGAUCCUGUUGUCCAUUUAUAUUAGGGCAGUAAAAAUUAGAGAUGUGUGUAAAUCGGAAAGAAUAUUUUGUUUCAAACACAGAGCUAAUCCAUUUCAUUUUGGAGGUUUUGGCAAACUUUCUUAGGUCCUUCACAGUUCAGCUUUAGCUUUAUUUAUUUUGGGUUUUGGAUGACAUCUGAAUAGAGUAAUAUUAAUACGUAUCACCCCUUUCUCUGUUUCUACACUGCAGCGCCCUGUAAAGCAUAAAUAGAAGUCUGUAUUUUUCCCCUCUCAGCAGCUUUACUGAUACUUCAGAAUGGCAUGUCCUAGUGUCCCGUUUACCCCUGAUCUUUUCCGGAGCUUGCUUCCUUCCUCUCAGCCACCACUGCUGAUGUUCCAGCAAGUGUUGUCCACCUGUGCCCAGCACAUUCUCUCACUAUUUUGUCUCAACUACUAUAUCCCCUCUGCUUGAAACAGAGUAGCCCCAUUUCUUCGGUAUACAGCAUCUAAAAUGUGUGUCUCUGUUCAGAUCUGGACCAUUUGAAACUUUAUUUGGAAUUUCUUUUGGGAGUUAAGAGGCCUGCUUAUCCAUGAGCAAUUCCCACAUGCUUAGAUGUUGCUAUAUAAUCAACUGAAUCCAUGUAAUUGAUUCAUUUAGAUGCAAUAAGAGCUAUUUACUGAAAUCAUUUUCUAAUACAAAUUUAGAAAUCAACAUAGUUUUUAUAUUAUUAAAUCCAAUUUUAUCUGUUAAAAAUUUCACUAUCCUAGGAAAACCUAUCGUCUCCUAUAUUUCAGCUCACAUAUUUGUGAAUCAACUCUGGAUGACUAGGGUAACCCAUGCCAGUAAAAAUCUAGACCCCUUUAAGAAAGUAAGUUUGAAUUCUACUCAUUGCUUUUAAAUUGAGCAGAUUCCUUUUGAUUAAAUAUGUUAGAAUCAGAAUUUAAAUCAAUCUAGUUGUCUAACAAAAAAGCUGCACAAUUUGUUAAUUGUUAUUCUAUCAUAAUUUGUCAUUAAUUCAAGUCUGCCUAGUCUAGAGUGAUUUUUUUUAUUGAUAGCUUUUGAAAGUUCUGCUAGUUAGCAAGCACAUCAACUAUAGCAUUAGAUAUUAAAUAGGUUUGAACUGUAAUGUUAGACCAUUGUUCAGUAGUUCUGAACAAUGUGUGGAUAUGUUCUUUCUUUCUCAAUUAAAAUCUCUAUUGAAGGCUUUUGCUUCUCUUUUUUUCCAAAAUUAGUCUUUUGGCUAGGAAAAGGAAAGCUUAAAAAAAUUAGUUAAACAUGAUUAACAUAACCUAUAAUUUUUAGCAUUUUCAAAAUAAAUCUAAACAUUCUGAAUUUGUUCUCAAGGUGAUAUUGAUUUAUACAAUUAUGCAUAAUUUUAAGAAAUGGCAAAUAUCUGUAUUCUCUUCCAUCUCUAAAUAUGUAGAAUCCAUGCUUUUUACUUAUUUAUAUAUAUCUAUCAUGUUUGUGUUACCAUAUUAGAAAAAUCUGAUUACAGAUAAAAAAGAUUUUUACAUAUUUGAUUCACACAUUUAUUAUGCAAGAACAUAUAUAGGGAGAAUCUGGAUAUUUAAUGGUACUCGUACUAUUUAUUAAAAAAUGGUAAGAAUGCU
Crotalus tigris (Tiger rattlesnake) is the source of this 3929-nucleotide messenger RNA. RefSeq names its product ring finger protein 4 (gene RNF4). The coding region runs from base 206 to 1057 and encodes 283 amino acids. The record is from RefSeq and is a predicted model, not a curated record. The transcript has 2 exons. Gene Ontology annotation, molecular function: transcription factor binding; zinc ion binding. Lineage: Eukaryota; Metazoa; Chordata; Lepidosauria; Squamata; Viperidae. Gene Ontology annotation, biological process: positive regulation of transcription by RNA polymerase II.